Pseudocercospora fijiensis CIRAD86 is the source of this 2022-nucleotide messenger RNA. RefSeq lists its product as uncharacterized. The record is from RefSeq and is a predicted model, not a curated record. NCBI's taxonomy places the organism in Eukaryota, Fungi, Ascomycota, Dothideomycetes, Mycosphaerellales, Mycosphaerellaceae. The coding region runs from base 1 to 2022 and encodes 673 amino acids. The transcript has 23 exons.
AUGAAAUGCUGUCCCACAUCGAAUGACUACGUCACUAUCAACAUCCCGCCCGGGCCGGGUAACACAUUCUCAGAACACAACCUCUUUCAUCUGAUCACAUGCCAUAUUAGGACCGCAUUGCUCAUAGCCAUACACGACCUAACCGAGACACCGCGAAUACCAUCCGUACCCGGCUUCCCCACGCUGGACAAGAAAGGCAAACAUGACAUUCAAAAACACGGGUUUUAUUUGGAACGUGGUUGGUCUGACGCAAGAGUAGAAUUGGUAGAGCGCGUGCGUUCGCUUUGGAGGUUGGUAAGAAGAAUUCGAGGACGAUGCUGUACUGCUCUAUGCUGCUCGACAGUCCCUUCAGAGAGACUGACUCAACCUCAACGUGAGCGAUUCGAGCUGAUCACGUCGAAUGCCGUGGCAAGUAUCAUUGCCACCACGAUGACUUCAACCGCCGGGCUACAGAACCUUCUCCAACACUUUCAUCAUCAUCAUACUAAAGCAACAUCCUCAGCUUCUGACGUGUCAUUACAGGCCUCACAGUACCCGACACCCAUAACCGUAAAAGUGGCCUCCGUGAGGAGAAACGUAAGGCCGCCGGGGGGGCCAAACGUGGCUCCGAAACGAACUAUGACGGGGAUGCUCGGAGCAAGGAGCAAGGAGUAUACAACAAACAUAGUUCCGGCAUUGGACGAGGGUGUGUAUUCGUGUUGUUCUAUCCCACGAGUACUGUACAGCCUCGCUGGUCGUUUUUUUUCGAAUGCGUCUGGUGAUGCUCUGCGUGGAUGGUGCAAGAAAGGCGCACUUUCUCGACGACGACGGCUUGAAUCGGCGUAUUGCCUAUCGCUGUUGAUCUUGGGACGCCGGCGACAUUGGUGGUUUCGGGGCGUUGUUGGAGCAAGGGGGUUUCCGCAACUCUUGACAGGCCAGGGUCGCCAGGGCAAUUUACUGCAAGCCAGAUCACAUCGGAUUCGAGAUGAAUACGAGAUGGGAUCAAGCGAACAUCUCGCAGCAUUCGUUGAAGAAGAAAGAGCUGACGUUGACUUGAUUCAGCCAGCGGCACCAACGCGAAAAUCACGCAUGAUCAUUAUCAAGCAUAGCAGUCUCGUGGUCAGACUUGGCCGACGCAGUGAUCGGUCGGCGCGAUGGCAUUCCUAUACGUUAGUAUCAGCGCCAGUCUCAGAUUACCGCACUGUCGACCAAAGUACAGGGAUUUACUCCCUCAUGGCACGGAGAACGGUCCUAGAGCAAGCACUAGACAAAACACCAUGUUGUCAAUCCAGUCAAGGGGGCGAUAGAGCGGGUCACGAGGAACAACCACGCACGUGGUUUCCCGUAGGUUGGACAUCGGACACGGCGGAUGAGGACAUGGGAGGAUGUCCGGUCCCAACUCUGUCGUCUCGAGGCCUGAUUGGGUACGGUCGCCGUGUCGAUGAACUCGCUGUUUUACGACAUCCGCUUGUUCGUGAUCGAUCUAGGCGGAUCGCGCUCCAGCCCGUGGAGAAUGUCCGCUCUGGCGGUGAGCCCAAACUCCACUCAUUUUGCGGGAUGUUGUUAUUUCCAUCGCUUGUCGAAAGUGUGAAAACAGUUGUGGUCAGCCCCAGUAACACGAUGUUGGCCGUCCGAGGCACGAUUCGCACGCGAUCAGCAGGUGUUGGAAUGACCGCAACUAUUGUCACAAUGCUGAUGCGUGGGCCCGGCUGGUCACAAGCCGACAGGUACGGCUUCAUUUUGUCGUGGCGUGUGCUCAUCGGUCCGCAUAACUUGAUUUCGGUCUGCGAAUGCGCAUAUUUUCCCUUCAUCAUCUGCAACAAUGACCAGCAUGACCAAUGCUCGAAUGACAAUUGGCAGCACAUCAGCCUCGGUCAGAUUGAUCGACAAGCAAAGCCUAAACAGAAGGUCACAGCAGCUGUGACAACCACGCUUACACCAUCUAGUACAGCUUGCAGCUAUCACAUAGGUGCUAAUGCAGCUUUCUUGCUCGACCAGAGUAGUAAGAGUAGGCAAAUGACGGCGUGGACGUUUUGGGGCUAA